UUGACUUAGCGACGUUGUUGUUAGGACAAUCAAGAAAAAGAUAUUUUAAGAAUUAACUACAUAAAUUAAUAUUUAUUAUGUUUUACUUCAUAUGGUCAAAUAAAUUUUGGAUUACAAAAUUUUCUCUUCUAUUAGGCUUAUUGUCAGUAAAGUUUGUUACAGGUAAUUUGUCACUGCGCAUUUCCCCACCAAGUAAAUUGACCCAACAAAGUAAAGUAGCUGCUAAUUUUCCAUUUGAUCCACCAAUAAUAAUUCAAGUCCUACGUAAUGGUGCACUUUUAACUACUGGACCAGAUUCUUCUCUUGAAGUAAAAGCUGCGAUAAACGAUUCUUCAAAAUGCUUGUCAGCAGAUGCUACAUUUAGUUUAAAGAAUGGAAGUGGAAUAUUUCCUGGAUCAAUAUGUGAAGUCACCACUGCACCAUUAACAUUAAGUUUUUCUGCUGUUUCAAGCCAAGGUGUUCUGACAUCAGAUUCUACAAAUGCAUUUGUAGUUGUAGGUGAAAUCCAUCUGGCUCUUUUUCAUCAAGAUCGGAGGUAUUUGAAUGGGCGUUAUGAAGAGUUUUUAAGAGAUAAUAUUGAUACCAUUAACACUGGGAAGUAUAACUAUCCGACUAGAAUGGUUUUUCCAGGUAGAACACUUUAUAUGAAAUCUUACUAUUACCCUGAUAAUAUUCCUGAGUCAGCAUUAAAAGCUUUCUUUCAAAUGCAAGAUUAUCAUCAAAAAUAUCCAGAGAAGAAGGCUUAUGGAAUUAUAGGCUUUAAUGAUAAUGAUCUAUCAAAGACAAUCUAUCCAUUUGCUAUGAUGAACAAAUAUGCAGUUACUACAUACAGAGAAGAUACACUUACAGAAUUUAAUGACAAGAACAAAUAUCCUUAUCUGAAUCGCAUUGGCUAUGAUGAUAAUAUAAUGUAUCAUGGUUUGCUUGUUUAUCUAAAAGAAAGGAAAUGGAAUAAGAUUAUUAUUAUUCAAUCAGUUUUGACCUCAUUCCGAUCAGAAUUUUAUAUUGAGGCAUUGCGUCUUGGAAUAGAAGUUGUUGCAAAGUAUGUCAUAUCAGAUGUUACUGAUUUGGACAGUGAGCCAUAUGGAAAACUUAAUGACAUGUACACUUCUGUUAAAGCAUCUGGUAUACGACUUAUCGUUACACCUGCUAAAGGAGACACAAGUGUAUUGAUUUACACUGAAGCUAUUCGAGCAAGUGUGACCUGUACAGAUGGUUAUCAAUGGGUUGGUUAUCAAAAUGCAGAUGACUUUCCCAGCUCUAACUCACCACCUUAUUGUCAUAUUGAUAAAAACAGUCUAUGUGUGCUGAGGUUUAAAGGUAUGACUUUUAAUAGCCCAAUGUAUUUGGUGGAUGGAUGGGAUACUCCUGAAUGGAAUAUGAUUUGGAACAAAUGGUUAGAAGGGGAUGUUGAUAAAUCACUUGGACAAACUCGUGAUUUUCCAUUAGAAGAUCCUGGCAGUUUUGGAUCAAUUUUUGCUCUUGCUCGAGAUUGUCUUUCAACAAAAAUUUUAGCAAUGGAAAGAUUAAUAGCAUCCAAUCUUACAAUUAAUGGAGAAACUUUAUCAACUGAAAUUCUUAAAAAUACAGACUUUCAUGGCUUGACAGGUCAAGUUACAUUAGAUCCUGAAACAGGAGAAAGGAUUAACUAUGUUGCAAGAGUUAGUCAGUUAUGGCCCAACACAAAUUACUAUUCUAUCACAUACAUGGAACAAAUAAUACGUUUUGGUUAUAUUGCAUGGUGGGAUUGGUCUUUAAUGCCAUCUUUAAAUACACACACAUUGUAUAACAUCAAAAACACCAACACAACAACUGUAGUUGAAAUGAAAACAGAAGGUGGUCAACUUGCCUUACAACGAGCUCUCUAUUUUAAUGACUUGAACUUGUUGGUCGGAUACAUAGAAGUUGACCAGAAGUUUAAAAAUAAAAGAAGCUUCAAAGCCUAUCAAGGCUUUUUCAGCUAUACGUAUCAAAAGCAAGUCAAAAUGGUUCUGGAUCCUUACGCAGAUCCUGUUUAUAUCGAUAAUGUUGUUGAAGAUCGCAUUGAAUAUGUACCUGCACCAUACUAUUGCAAUAAUACUUGUGGUGGAAGUGUUCUUGAUCCAUCAGAUAUAAAUGUGUUUCAAAAUGGUAAAUGCAUACUUCAAGAUGUUUGCAGUUGUAAUAUGGAUGCUGCUGGACAAAUUUUGUGGUCAGGUGUAAAUUGUCAAUUUCCUGUUUGUCAUGCUGGAUGCAAGCAAGGAGUUUGUACAGCACCUAAUCAGUGUGAUUGUUUUGAAGGAUAUUCUGGUGAAGAUUGUGUAACACCUAUUUGUUCAAGUUGUUCUUCUGGUGGAAUAUGUGUAUCCCCUGAACUUUGUGUUUGUAAUCCUGGACAUUUUGGUUCAGCAUGUGAGCAAAAAUGUACUUGUGUAAAUGGAAUUUGUCAUGAUGGUGUAGCCGGUGAUGGAACUUGUUCUAAAUGUAAUCCUGGUUACACAGGAGCCAAUUGUAAUAUCUCAUUAGUUGCAUUGAUUCUACCUCUUAUAAUUGGCUUAGUUUUAUCAGGACUAGGAAUAUUUUUUCUUGCGAGAUUUCUAAUUAAACGUGCAAAGGAUAAAGCUGCAUUGUAUAAUAAUGACUGGAUUGUAACUUGGUCUGAUAUAAAACAUUAUGAUGAAGCAACUGGCAGAAGUAACAUGCACAUGUCAGCCCUUUCAAUGGAUAAAAGUGCUGCAAGGAAAAAAAUUAAUUCUGGAUCAUGGCAAGGUAUUGAUGUGCACUAUCAGAAAAUAGACAAAGAAACAAUUUCACUGACAGACACAAUCCGUUUGGAAGUAAAACAUAUGCGUGAUAUUUCGCACAUCAACAUUGCAAAUUUUUUGGGAUGUGUUAUUGAGGCACCAAAUAUUUCUAUUUUGAUGGAGUUUCAACCUAAAGGAAGUUUAGAUGAUAUCAUGAGCAAUGAAGAUAUUAAAGUCCCUUGGAAUUUCCGCUUUGCUUUUAUCAAGGGUAUUUUAAAAGGUCUCCAAUAUUUACAUAACAGCGAGAUUAAAAGCCACGGUCGAUUAAAGUCUAGCAAUAUACUUGUAGAUAAUCGAUGGACUGUGAAGUUAACUGGUUUUGGUCUUCAUUCUUUUAAAUCAAAUCAGAAAGGAGUUGGUGUUUUUAAUCCACUUGAAAUUAAUAAGAAUAUUGAUCAAUCUACAGCCAAUUAUUUUUCCUUGCUAUGGACAUCACCUGAAAUUUUAAAAACUGGUGUUUAUCAUUUGAACCAUGUUGGACGUGGAUCAGUUGAAGGAGAUAUUUAUAGCUUGGGAAUGGUUUUGUCUGAAAUGUGUUCUCGAAGUUUUCCGUUUGCUGACUUAGACUUAGAAAAAGCGGAUGUUAUUAGGUUGAUAUGUGGCCAAAAAGAUGAUGAUCUUUUAAAAGCUUGGAAGGACUAUGUCUCAAAAUCAAAUGCUGAAGCUGGAGGGUUUGUUCGUCCUUGCAUAAAAGACACUGAAUGGCCCGCAAAGUAUGAAAAGCGCAAAGCUCUAAAAAAACUUAUGGAAGCUUGUUGGCAUGAGGAUCCUACUCUACGACCAUCUAUCAAAGAAUGCAUUGUUCAGGUUGAUCGUAUAGAUCCGCAGAAAGGCGAGUUAAUGGAUAAUCUUGUUACUAUGUUAGAAAAAUACUCAAACAAUCUAGAAAAUAUUGUAACCAAACGAACAAAACAAUUAGCAAUAGAGAAACAAAAAACAGAAGAUUUAGUAUCACGUUUGCUGCCAAAGUCUGUUGCGGAAGAUUUAAAACAAGGGAAACGUGUUGAACCUGAAACUUUUGACUUUGUAACAAUUUAUUUUAGUGACAUUGUUGGUUUUACAUCAAUAGCAAAGAGAAGUACACCCAUGGAGGUUGUUGCUUUGCUUAAUGAUAUGUAUACUUGCUUUGAUUCUAUUGCUGCAAAUUAUGACGUCUAUAAAGUUGAAACAAUUGGAGACGCAUAUAUGAUUGUAUCUGGACUUCCAAAUCGAAAUGGUGAUUUGCAUGCAGGAGAAAUUUGCACCACUGCACUCGAUCUAAUGUAUGCAGUUGGGAAUUUUAAAAUUGCCCAUCUGCCUGAUACUGGUUUGCAUUUACGUGCUGGUAUACAUACGGGUAUGGUUGUUUCGGGUGUUGUAGGUCUAAAAAUGCCGAGAUAUUGUUUAUUCGGAGAUACUGUUGCCUCUGCUUCAAAAAUGGAGUCAAGUGGAAGUCCUAUGCGUAUCCAAAUUAGUGACUACACUUAUCAAAUCUUGCUACGGUUGAAAGGCUAUAGGUGUGAAUUCAGACACGAAUAUGAAUUAAAAGGAAAAGGAAUGGUAAAAACAUAUUGGCUCAUUGGAAAAGACGGAUACGAUAAAAUUAUGCCUGAUUGGACUCAAUUCGAACCUGAACCAGGCCACUAACAAAUGUAAUUUUUGCAGUUCUGCUAAUUUUUUUUAUUGUAAAUAUCUUAAAUGUUGAAAAUCUAUGAUUAAAUUAUUCCUGUCAGAAAA
This is a messenger RNA of Hydra vulgaris (swiftwater hydra), 4499 nucleotides long. Its product is annotated as atrial natriuretic peptide receptor 1. Gene Ontology annotation, molecular function: guanylate cyclase activity; protein kinase activity; peptide receptor activity. The record is from RefSeq and is a predicted model, not a curated record. Gene Ontology annotation, biological process: receptor guanylyl cyclase signaling pathway; protein phosphorylation; cGMP biosynthetic process. Gene Ontology annotation, cellular component: plasma membrane. NCBI's taxonomy places the organism in Eukaryota, Metazoa, Cnidaria, Hydrozoa, Anthoathecata, Hydridae.